AUGCUUCAGACCAAGAUAAAUCUUCCAAGACUAAGCUUGACAAAGUCCAUAUCUUCCAUCAGGUUGGCGAAAUAUGGAAAGUGGUUUGAUGAUUGUAGUAAUGAUGUCAAAGUAUGCUGCUCCCUAGCUUUGCUAAAGCUUCAAGAUCAUUACAACUGGAAGAUUAUAGAUGUCACCAUUACAGAUAUAGAAAUGAUGCGCUUGGCUCAUCAUAUAACAAUUGGAUCGGAGUGUUCCACAGCGCUUGAUUCUUAUAUAACAAUUGUAUCCCCGUGUGAAAUUUGCAGUAGUCUCAAAAUUGCUGGUUAUACUCUAAACAUUAUUUGCACGAGUAAAUAUCCGGUGAAGUUGUUUCUCUAA
Molecule: messenger RNA, 360 nt
Organism: Lathyrus sativus (Indian pea)
Lineage: Eukaryota; Viridiplantae; Streptophyta; Magnoliopsida; Fabales; Fabaceae
Source: the annotation of a GenBank genome assembly